GAGAUCUCGACUUGAAUCAAUAUGGAGUCGAAGAGAGUGGAGACAUGUAAACAAAAUAGAUCUUUGCAUUUACGCUACGUGGUAUAACAUUUUGUGGGAGUUUUAAGAACGGGGCUCAUAAGCAAUACAGUAGAUAUGGCAACACAGGGACAGCCCAGGCUCAAAUAUGCCUGUGAUCUGGACAAGUCUGUACUAGUGAACAACUUUGAUAGAAGAGGAUGGAUUCAAGUCAGUCCUGAUGAAGAUUGGAACUUCUAUUGGGCCAGUGUGCAGAGCAUCAGGAAUGUAUUCAGUGUGGAGAAUGGUUACAGAUUGUGUGAUGACCAAGUCAUCAAUCAUUUCCCAAAUCACUAUGAGCUCACUAGGAAAGAUCUGAUGGUGAAGAAUAUCAAGAGAUACAGGAAAGAUUUGGAAAGGGAAGGGAGCCCCUUUGCUGAGAAGGAUGAGCUAGGAAGGCACAUUCAUUUAGAUUUUUUCCCAACCACAUUUAUGCUUCCUGCAGACUAUAACCUAUUUGUGGAAGAAUUUAGGAAAAAUCCAUCUACAACUUGGAUCAUGAAACCAUGUGGAAAGGCUCGAGGAAUUGGCAUUUUCCUAAUUAACAGACUUUCUCAGCUGAAGAAGUGGUCAAGAGACAGUAAAACAAACACGUUUACUGCACCCUCUGCUAAAGAUACAUAUGUGAUAGGCAAAUACAUUGAUAAUCCUCUUCUGAUUGGGGGAAAGAAAUUUGAUCUACGUCUGUACGUGCUGGUCACAUCUUUCAGACCACUCAAGUGUUACAUGUUAAAAUUAGGUUUCUGUCGAUUCUGUACAGUCAAAUACAAUGCUGAUGUGACAGACCUGGACAAUAUGUUUGUCCAUCUCACAAAUGUGUCCAUUCAAAAACAUGGGGCAGAAUAUAAUGCCGUACAUGGAGGGAAAUGGACAGUAGCUAACUUAAGACUUUUCCUAGAAGGAACACGUGGCAAAGAGGUAACAGACAAAUUGUUUGAUGAAAUGAAUUGGAUGACAGUACAUUCCCUUAAAGCAGUCUCAAAUGUUAUGGCAAAUGACCGUCACUGUUUUGAGUGUUAUGGGUAUGACAUCCUCAUAGAUGACAACCUGAAGCCUUAUUUGAUUGAGGUGAAUGCCUCUCCUUCUCUCACAUCCACAACAUCCAGUGAUAGGAUCAUGAAAUACAACCUUAUAUCAGAUCUGAUCAACAUAGUGAUACCACCAGAAGGCACUCCUGAUGUCCGGUGGAAUAAAACACCUUCAAAAGAAGCCAUGGGGAAUUUUGAUUUACUUUAUGAUGAAGAACUAGCCCAAUCUGACCUACUGAACCAAGAUGCCAGGAGUAAACUGGGAAUGACAGGCCCAGGCUUACGAGGUGCAAGGGAUCCAAAACUGCAAUCAAAAGCCACAUGGAAGUAAUGCACAGUUGACUAUACUGAGUUUGUUCAAAGAAAAUGUGUGACUGAAUGUGAAAAUAAUUGUCUUAAAUUGAUUUUUUUAAUGUUCAAUAAUGGCCAGUGUGAAAUUAAUUGCUGGGAAACGAGAAAUUGAGUUAUGCACUUACAGCUGCUAAGAUGCUCAGAUGAACAUAUUCAUUUUUAAUGCAUUAUUGAAGUUAUGGUCAAUUUUAUAUCAAUCAAAAGAAUAAUUUGCAUUUGUGAUAGUAGGUCAAUUUGUUUUUGAAAGUU
Lingula anatina is the source of this 1685-nucleotide messenger RNA. Its product is annotated as polyglutamylase complex subunit TTLL1. NCBI's taxonomy places the organism in Eukaryota, Metazoa, Brachiopoda, Lingulata, Lingulida, Lingulidae. Gene Ontology annotation, biological process: microtubule cytoskeleton organization; protein polyglutamylation. The record is from RefSeq and is a predicted model, not a curated record. Gene Ontology annotation, molecular function: tubulin binding; tubulin-glutamic acid ligase activity; ATP binding. Gene Ontology annotation, cellular component: ciliary basal body.